UCAACACCUACACAGAGAACCAAGAAUAGAGACAGGGCUCACACUGAGACUGGAGAGAGGAGGAAAAACAACUGCAGCCUGAGACCACCUAGUACCAUCUCAUCUAAGCCCAUCAUCUGCUGGCUGUAUACAUCAGGGAAAGUUUCAAGUGGGUGGGCUGGCUGCCUCUGUGACAGUCAGUCACAGAGGCAGCCAGCCCACCCCACAUACAGCGAAAACCCGCGAGAUGCACAUCCAGGUGCACCUGAUCCUACACCUGAGACAGGCUGAUGAAAAGUGUGCAUGCCAUCAUCACAAACAGAUCUUUACAUACACAUUCUUACAUCCACGCAGCUUUUACCCACAGACCCUCCAGUAGCGUGUGAAGAUGUAAUCACUGCGCCCGUGCCGGCAGCUGAAGGAUCACAGGUCACCUUACACUAGGUGUCAACUGUGCGCGGGCUUUAAUAUUUAAUGUCAGCCUUACAUUACCUCCACUGCCCAGACCCUUCCACUCUCCACGCUCCAGCUCACUCCCAAGCGUGAGAUCACUCCGCAGCCCCCCCCCUUUCAGUGCGCCCCCUUUAUUUAGAUUCAGUUUCGGAAAGCGAGAGGAUGGCAAACAUGUAACGGAACAACUGACUGCGAGCAGCAGCGCCGCAUCAAAGGACGUCGGGUUUUUUACGACGUGCGAACAGCUGUCAGCAGAAUACACUCAAUAAAUUCAUGACAUUCGAAACAGCACCAAGGCAGCCGGCCGUCAAGUCCAGCACAGCGGAUGCGCGUCGGAUUCAGAACCAACAGACAGGAUGAACUGAGACAUUACGCGCGAGAGGUUGCCACGGGCACGUUUGGACUUGACCUCGGCGGAGAUCGUUUCUUGGGACAAGCGGCUCGCACGGUGAGGAUGUAUCAAUGAAGAAUGUCACUGCGACCGACUCUGUCCAAACAGGGUUGAUGAAGCCCUCGGCGGUGUCAUGCGUCUUGCCCCGCAGCCAAGCGCGCAACCCCUGCGGCUUCUAGUUCUGCUCCUCCUCACGACAGCGGUCCUCUCAUCCCCGGUAAUCUCCACUGGCUGCCCGGACAGGUGCGUGUGUGAUGACCAGCUUGUGGUCCAGUGCGCUGGGCAGCACCUGACCGCCUUCCCGGUCAACCUUCCGCUGGCCACGCGGCAGCUCAUCAUCUCCAACAACCGUAUCGCGGAGCUGCCGCCUCUCGCGCUCAACUACCUCUCCGACCUGGUGUACCUGGACUGCAGCAACAACUCUCUGACGGAGAUCUCAGAGUCCACUUUUGGGAAUCUACGCAAGCUGGCCUACUUGGACCUCUCCUUCAACACUCUGACCCGGAUCGAGGACAGGACGUUCGGCCCCUUGGCGAGCUUGGUGAUGCUGAGGAUGACGGACAACCCGGGGCUCUCCGAAAUUCACCCGGACGCUUUUGGGGAGAACGCGGCCCUUCAGGUACUCGAUGUGAGCCGAAACAACCUGACGGUCUUCAACAUCACCUCCCUGAUCGCGCUGCCCGCCCUGCGCUCAGUGGGGCUCAGCGGGAACCCGUGGAGCUGCGAAUGCGACAACGAGGACCUGUGCUUGUGGGUCCAUCUGGAGGGCUUCAAGUUCCAAGAUGAGGGCCAGACGGUGUGUGGUUCACCUGCUGAUACUCAGGGCCGUCGACUGGGGGAGGUGGGCAUCCAGCUACGGACGUUAUGUCAUCAGACACUCGGCUCCUGGGACUACCUUUUCUUUGUCGUCAUCGGCUUUGUCAUCUUUGCUGCUGGCACCGUGUCGGCCUGGGUGAUGGGUGUCAUCAUGGUGCUCUAUGAGCGCUACAUCAAGAAGAAAGACGAGCAGCUCGAGAUGGACGACGAGGAAGAAAGCAUUGAGACAGGCCGUGCUGCGAGCACCAGGAGUGGCCAUGACAAUGGGAAUUUAAAAACCUCACAUACUGUUUAAAACAAAAUCCCACCCCUCUCGCCAUGGAUUCCCACAGUGCCUCCUUUCAACUUCCACAACUGUCUGAGAAGUCUCAUGAAACUGGGUCUGUUUAACAGGCUCGGAUCUGUUAAUGAAUGGAACAAGGAAUGUGUUUCUAUCAUUUUUAGUGGGCUUCCAGGUGUUGUUACACACACUGUAGUCACCAUAGUGGAGGUCCCCAGUCCUUGGGUAAUACAUAAACAAUGUAUGCAAAUAUAUGACCACAUAUUUUGUUAAUUUAUGUGCAAAGUUAGCAUUAAAAAAACUCAAAAACAACAUAUCUCAGAAAAACUCUGAAUAUGCUUUCACAGAGAUAUUUUUGACUGAUUUUCAGAUCAGUUUAAAUCAGCUUUUUGAAAUUUUAAGGUUUAAAAGUUAAAAAAAAAUCAAGACUGAUUUCAAGGCAAAGAUAAAAUCUUAAGCUAAAAAGUAAGCUACCCCCAGGUUACCUGUGAACUGCGACCUGCACUAUGGCAACACCAGUUGACAUAAAGACAGAAAACGUGGCUUACAGUUCGUGCUUUGCUGAUGAUAUUGUUAACACUGAGUAGGGAAAGUGUGUUUUUGUGACUGUAGUUGCUUUUUUUCUCCAGAUCAGUUUGUCUUUUUUAUUGGUACAUUUUUCACUGAAUAUCCCUGCAAGAUGCUUUAAUAUGGAUAUUUUAUGGAUGUAGUGAGGAAAGCUGGAUACCAGAACUAAAGAUGUUGACGGCUUGCUUGACAGAAACAGAGCUCUAACUGGAUUUGUAGCUCAGUGAAGGAGCACAAAAAUAUUUUCCUCCAAAAAAGGCCUUCACCUACUGCCUACAGCUAUUGGCCCAUAGCUGUUUCGCUGUAUUGAUAUCAUAAAAAUAAAUAAAUAAUAAAACUCAAGACAGACAUUUGCUGGUGUUGAAACCAGAUGUGACAAGAAAGUGGUGGAUCUGAGUGAGAAAUGGAGGGACACUGCACACUCAUACAGUAAUGAUUUAUCAACCAUAAACCAUCUCUAAAGGAGAUCAUGGUUUACAAACUAAACAUCAUGCUAUAUUCAAUAAGAAUUGAAACUAGCAUCUGAGACCAUAUAGCUAUUAUUAUUAUUUUUUUUAAACUCUUAAUGAAGUCAAAGACAGCGGGAGUUGAAGGCCCGUUUUGCCAUAAAUUAUUAAACUGCUGAACUUCUGUUUGCAAACUGUGUAGUCGCCCCCUGCUGGCCACAAGAAAGAAUCAGGUUUAAGGCACUUUCACAUUAGCUUCACCUUUUAGGAACAGAAGCUACAUCCAUCUUUAAUAUACAGUCUAAGGAGCAGCAAUGCUGAAUACAUUCAGAGGUUUAAACUUAUAAGGAAUUUAUAGCAAAAUAAUCCCACUUAAGAUAUUUAAGAGCUAAACAAAUGUGUGUGGAUAAAUUUAGACAUUUAAGUCGGACUAUUAUUUCUAAGCCAUAGUCAAAAUAUGCAUGCAUUCAUGCAUCCAUCCCCCCAGCUGUCAUAGGGUGAGAGGCUGGACUAGCACAGAGAGACAGACAAUGGUUCACAUUCGCACCUACAGCCAGAUUAGUUCUAAAUCUAUUAGUUAAAAUCAACCAUCAAAGUAAAAAAUCUUUUGCUGUUUGCAUUCCAUUGUUUUAAUACCAAGCUAGGCUAACCAUGUACUGGCUUUAUAUUUAGUGGAUGGAUACAGUAUGCCUCUCACUCAAAAAAAAAUGAAUUCAUCUUGUGUUACCAUCUUUUUUACAUGUCUGAUUUACAGCAUUCGCAAAAAAAAUCCAAUAGAAGGAAACUAGAAAUGUUUGCCAAAUUUUCUGUGGUAACUAUAGACCCAGUUCAAAUAUACAAAACCUUUUCCUAGUAUUAUAAAAUGCACAAAAACUAUUCGGUUAAACCAGACAGCCAUCUUAUAUAGAAUUGUUUUUUUUACACUGACAGUUUUCUCAAGGACCUCGAUGAUGGCGCUAAGCAAAGCAAUACAAUUGUGACACAGCUCGAGCUCCUCUGUGUAACAUUAUAAAUGUCUUGUUGUCGCUCCACCCGCAGGUAUGACAGGAAGGAGAGGAGGAACUCCUUUUAAGGAGUGCAUUUAUCCCCAUGUAUGUGACAGAGUGUACGAUGUAGCUUUAUGUGUCACUUUGCACAGUGAGAGUGUCAGUCCGUGCACCGCUGGGGCAUGUUUUUGUACUGUAAUCCAUCUUUCCCUGAAUCAUUAGCCCAGAAACAAACUACAGUGGCUGUAUUUGUGUUAAGGUUCUACAGUUGCUGUGAAGUGGAGAGAGCCCACAAGUGCCAGCUGCUGAGAUCUGUUUUGGCAGUGGGCCCUGCUGGAUGGCGAGCAAACAGGACAAUGUGAUAAGUGAUUUCUUUUCUGUUGGGUUUGAGUGCAGUGUCCUAUCUACUUCUGCAUGCACUGUUAAUGCACCAAAAAGCCUUACAAGGUGUGUAUACGUUCAUUAAAGAAUGAAAUAGGAUUUCCUGUAACAUACGAAAACAUCCUAUCUGUGAUCAUUUCAAAAUGCUUAAAAAAACAAUUAUUUGUAUUUUUUUGGUGACUGAAUUACUUUUCAAGGACAAACAUGAUUUAAGCCAAAAUAGCAAACAUGAACACUUGCUAUGCUUCAGGUUUCCAUGUCACAAACCUUCCAUGCUUUUAAUACUUAUCUAGAAUUGCUCUCCAUUGACCCUGACUUUAGUAUCAACUUAGAAAUAAGGAGGAAGAUUAAAAAAAACAAAACUCCUUGCUUGAACCGAGACAUCAGGCUGCCUUUUUUAUGUGUACUGUUCCUGUUAAGUCUCAGAAUUAUUCAUUUGAUUAAAGAAAAAAAAUAAGCUAUGACAGACAUGCGAAGCAUUAGAUCAGAUACUUUUUUCCUGUGUUUGAAGUCAAAUGUUUGGAUGUAUCCAAGUUUAAGUCGCUGUAACAAGUACAACAUCUCACAGAACUGAAAGCAAAGUAGAAAAAAAUACUUUACCGAAGACAUUUUGAGACACACACACACAAUCAAAUUAAUGAGAGCCAGUUUUGCUAUUCUGAUAAUGUCAAGGUCGGCCGAAUAUGGCGGAAUUUGUGUGCUGAAACAUGUGAAGGCAUCUGCACGAUCUGAUGCCUUUCUGUAACGUGAUCUGCAUCUACUAGUGAGAAACCUUUCUUCACACAUUUACUGGCACUUGCAGUCACAUAUUCUUGUGAUUUGUCCAAAAAGAAAAAAAAGGUAGUGUUUUAUGUUUUAUGUGAGGAAAUGAAAGCACAAUAAUAGCAUACUAUCCAGUAUAAACACAGUAUUUAUGGAAGUUUAAGAGGUGGUGUCAGAGGCAUUUUAUUUUUGGUCACCACAGGUCUUUCACGUGGCAGACACAUGGCAGCGUUUGAUGUAAAAAGGUUUUCUUGUUGCACUCCUUGACAGCUAUUAAAAGAAGAAAGCAAAUAUAAACCACGUACAUAACCACAUACAUAAGACACUUCUAAUUUUUUGUUGCUUGUUUUCUCUUGAUAUUAAUGCUGACUCAUAACACUAUAUAUAAUUAUGCAUGUACCAAUGUUUUGAUUGGUGCAUGCAUAAUUAUAUAUACUGUUACUUCAGCAGUAUGCUGAGAUUCCUGUGAACACUUCAGUCCUCUGCUCCUGAUUGCUUUCAUGGCUUUGGGUGUAAUAUUUGCAUGGGUUCUGUCAGUAAUGCAUUGCUUAAUGUGCAGGUCUAUUCAGGUCUGCAUACUACUAACUAACUAACUCUCAUAUAUACACAUAGAUGCAUAAGCUCGAUCAUUUUGACUGUGAGCCUGUGUUAGUUUCUGCUGCAGCUUACUGAUUAGGCCAUGUGAUGCCACAGGCAAGGGUGAGGGUGCAGACUGGAAAAAGGAUUGCUGGUUGCCCCAAUUCAUGUCAGCACAGUGACACACAUGAAAUGACAAGGAAAACCCACGUCUCCCUUUCCUAAUACAUGCUGCAGUUGCUGUUCGCUUACACAAGGUGAAGGUUUGCAAAGCUUGGGUUUGAGUAAUAACAGCUUUCUGUUGCAUAGCACGUGAAUGAGCUGAAUUUCAAUAUUUAAGUGGAUGAAGUAAAAUGGAACAUUUUGCACUUGUUACACCCCCGUGCUUCACGGUCAACCCGUACUUAGGCACAUGUAUGCUUAAACACACAGAGACAGAAGCCUUGGUUCUGCCUCUAAUUUCCCCUUGGGGUAGAAAGACUCUUAUUAACACUGAUUCCGACAGCGAGCACAAUAGUAUUGUUUCGCAUCACAAACAAAAUUGAAAUAAUUUGCUUUCUUUCUGAUGGUAAAAUAAAGUAGAAAGCUUUCUCUUGUAUCUGAUGAAAAGCCAGCAGCUUAUUAACAUAGCAUAAAAAUAGAGGAAGACAAGUAGCUUAGCUCUUGGAAGGAAACUAAGCUGGCAUAACACAAAGGUAAAAAUUUAAGUGGGUUUAAAAAGUGUUAGAUGAGUUGAUUUCUUAUCUUUGAAGACCAGCAGUUUUUUUCGUGGAUGAUGGUUACACACCAACUAGCGCAACUGCUGGUACAUAGCGCCAGAACAGGUGUUCAAAGGGCAGAGUGGUAAUGCAAGAGAAGCGAUUCUUUCUAUUCACAGAACCAUAAAAGGAUUUAAAAGCUGCCAUUUGUAUUUUAUAUAGGACUGCAAUGCUCCUUUAAACAAAAAUGUAACAUUCAUUCGGCAGGUUGGGUUAGGGUCGCUGUUUCCUUCUGGUUCCACGUUAAUCUAAGUUCAGCGGCAACUGGCUACAGCAUCACAUUAACAUACAAACCUGAGGGGCAACAAUCAUUUGAUCUGACCAUUGGCAAGUUAGCAAGUAGUAAGACCACAUUUCCCAAGAUGUUGAACUGUGGCUUCGAAAUAAUAGCAGUGCUUAAGGCAGUUGUAGUGCUUGCGAAUGGAUGUUUGUUUUCAUUUUCAUAUCCCAUCAUUCAAAAGCCAAGCUGAGGCAGUGGUCAGGAUGUGCUCCAGGACAGAGAUGCGCCCAACUGGAUAUGGUCGCAUUACAGCUGUGACUGCGAGCCAGUUCAGUAAAUAGACAAGGAAAUGCACACAGCUACUGGACGCAGAAGCUCCCGCAGCCCUGUUUCCUGCUCAUAUUUUUGCACCAUUGUGUGCACCCACUGAGCUGGAGGCAAACGGGCCAAUGUAAAAAUGCCUGCAGAUGGGAGAUGUGACAUGAAGUAAGACUGGCUCUAACCGACCGUAAUAGCCCUCUGACACAUCUACUUACAAACAUGCUCACUUACACACAGUCAUGCACACACACACAUCAAAUAGGAAAAUAAUCCUUUAGUCAUGGAACAGUGGAAUGACUUAAACUGAACUUGGAGAUGAGGGGGAUAUUUCCACGGAAGGGUGGAAAUCUGGUGUCUGUGUCACAGCUGUUACGUGAGAAUUUCAUCAUUAAUCAGACCCAAAUUAAUGUCAGCUGAGACCAAUCUGCAAUACAUGCUGUACCCUGUAAAGAAAAUACUUUAACGUAUAUAAACUUAAAUGCAUUUCUUUUGCAUGCAUUUGUGAACACACAAAGGCUAACGAGGGCUCUUGUUUUAUACUCCAAGUUUUCUUUAAUAUUUUGUCAUUUAAAUUAAUUUCUGACCACAGAAGCAAGGAACAAGGAUCAGGAUCUGCAAACACGGGUUUUCCACUAGUUUUUUUCUUCCCUCAUUUCCUCCAUUGUGAUCUCAGUACAUUCUCAAAGCAAAUUAUUUGUGUCGUGGGAUUUGUUGCAAAAUAACAUUACUGUUUGAUUUGAUUUCUGUCACAUGCAAUAUAUAUUCUAUUGGACUCAGUAUUGACAACUUCUACUUAUCCCUCCCUUGGAAAGAGGCUAUUGAUUGAUGGUAAAGAGUGAACCCCUGCCUUCACUUGGCAAAGAGGAGGAUGGUCCUGCUGCUGUUACACACUGUAUUUCCACACAGGCUCAGGGGCCUGCCAACUCUGUAUCCUUCCCCAGCAAUAAAAGGUCAUUGGAGAGGA
Molecule: messenger RNA, 7900 nt
Organism: Oreochromis niloticus (Nile tilapia)
Lineage: Eukaryota; Metazoa; Chordata; Actinopteri; Cichliformes; Cichlidae
Product: leucine-rich repeat-containing protein 52
Exons: 2
Coding region: 957-1934 (325 amino acids)
Cellular component (GO): voltage-gated potassium channel complex
Molecular function (GO): transmembrane transporter binding; voltage-gated potassium channel activity; potassium channel activator activity
Source: RefSeq, a predicted model, not a curated record